Messenger RNA from Telopea speciosissima, 792 nucleotides. Its product is annotated as secreted RxLR effector protein 161-like. The coding region runs from base 1 to 792 and encodes 263 amino acids. NCBI's taxonomy places the organism in Eukaryota, Viridiplantae, Streptophyta, Magnoliopsida, Proteales, Proteaceae. The record is from RefSeq and is a predicted model, not a curated record. The transcript has a single exon.
AUGUCCCAAUGUUCUGGGAAUGAUGCACCCAUCAGCAAAGGGGAUAAGUUGAACAAGCAGCAGUGUUCAAAGAAUAACCUUGAGAGAGACUCUAUGAAGGACAAGCCCUAUACUUCAGCCAUGGGAAGCUUGAUGUAUGCACAGGUGCGCACUCGACCUGACAUCACAUUUGCAGUUAGCGUGCUUAAGAGGUUCCAGUUUGAUGCAGGAUUGGCUCAUUGGAUUGCAGCUAAGAAAGUAAUGCGAUACCUACUGAGGACCAGGGAUUUCAGGCUAGUCUAUAGAAGCGAUGACAGACUUGAAGUGGUUGGAUACUCAGAUUCAGGUUUCAGUGGUUGUAUUGAUGACAUGAAGUCAACUUCAGGUUAUGUCUUCUUGAUGGGUGGAGGUGCAGUUUCAUGGAAAAGUGUCAAGCAGAGGAUCAUUACUUCAUCUACCAUGCAGGUGGAAUUUGUGGCAUUGUUUGAGGCAACCAAGCAGGCAGUAUGGCUGAGAAAUUUUAUUACAGAACUAAAGGUUGUUGACUCCAUCUCGAAACCUUUAAGGCUAUGGUGUGACAACAACUCUGCAGUCAUCUUUUCAAAGAACAACAAAAAGUCCAACAGCUCAAAGCAUAUUGAGAUAAAGUAUCUUCUUGUCAGAGAGAAGGUAACUGAAGGGGAGGUUGAUGUUAUACACAUCCUUACUGAGAAGAUGGUGGUUGAUCCUCUCACUAAGGCUCUUUCAGUGGGAGUUUUCAGGGGUCAUGUUACUAGCAUGGGACUUAUAGAGUAUUUUGAUAUAUUUGUUUAG